AUGACCCGACAGCUGCUGCCUUCACUAGCACCACAACCGAUAGUGACUCGACAGUUGUCGGCGUUAUCUCCACAACCGACAUCGCCAGUGGUCGGACCGUCAUCGUCUGACGCAGCAGAAGCAACGGAAGGGGAACUGAGUGAGACUGAUUUUCACCGGCUCGCAGACGAAGCCCUGCACUGGCUCCAUGAGAAAUUCGAUGCUCUAGGUGAUGAGGUGGACAUUGAAGGAUUUGAUGCUGACCUGUCCCAAGGAGUUCUGACUCUUCGUCUUGGACAACACGGAAUCUUUGUCAUCAACAAGCAAGCCCCGAACAGGCAGAUAUGGCUUUCAUCCCCACAAAGUGGUCCAGCACGCUUUGAUUGGUUACCAGGCGAAGGUUGGGUGUACCGUCGCACAGGAACAGAGCUCAUGUCUCUCUUGCAGGCGGAGUUAAGCGCAUGCUUAGGCGCUGGAGUUGUGCCCUCCCUCACGCUGAGCCAUCCCAUGUAG
This is a messenger RNA of Closterium sp. Yama58-4, 492 nucleotides long. Lineage: Eukaryota; Viridiplantae; Streptophyta; Zygnematophyceae; Desmidiales; Closteriaceae. The record is from the annotation of a GenBank genome assembly.